Messenger RNA from Talpa occidentalis (Iberian mole), 948 nucleotides. RefSeq names its product olfactory receptor 8H1-like. Gene Ontology annotation, biological process: G protein-coupled receptor signaling pathway; sensory perception of smell. Gene Ontology annotation, molecular function: odorant binding; G protein-coupled receptor activity; olfactory receptor activity. NCBI's taxonomy places the organism in Eukaryota, Metazoa, Chordata, Mammalia, Eulipotyphla, Talpidae. Gene Ontology annotation, cellular component: membrane. The transcript has a single exon. The coding region runs from base 1 to 948 and encodes 315 amino acids. The record is from RefSeq and is a predicted model, not a curated record.
AUGCAUAGAAGGAAUAACACAAUCGUGCCUGACUUCAUCCUUUUGGGAUUUUCAGAUGCUGAAGACAUGCAGGUGGUGCUCUUUAUGCUCUUUCUCCUGAUAUACCUGGUCACUGUGCUGGGGAAUGCAGGGAUGAUGCUGCUCAUCCGCCUGGAUGCCCAACUUCACACCCCCAUGUAUUUUUUCCUCAGUCACCUGUCUUUCAUUGACUUCAGUUACUCAUCCAUCAUCACACCUAAAACCUUAAAGAACUUACUGACUUCCAACAAAAAGAUUUCCUUUGCAGGUUGUUUCAUCCAAAUGCACAUUUUUGUCCUGCUGGUUGCUGCUGAAUGUGUUCUUCUCUCCUCCAUGGCCUAUGACCGCUAUGUAGCCAUCUGCAAUCCUCUCCACUACCCAGUUGUCAUGUCCCCAAGACGCUGCUGGUCCCUUGUGUUUGGGCCCUAUUUGGUAGGUGUCACAGACUGUUUUGUCACUGUGAUUGGCAUGAGGAAGCUGACCUUCUGUGACUCUAAUGAAAUCCAUCAUUUUUUCUGUGACACAUCCCCUCUUAUAGCCUUGUCUUGCACUGAAACCCAGGACACUGAAAUUAUGAUAUUCUUUUUUGCUGGCUGCACCAUGCUGGGGUCUAUUAUCACAAUAUCAUUUUCCUAUGUGUCCAUUCUCUCAGCUAUCUUGAAAAUUAAAUCCACUUCAGGAAAGAGAAAAGCCUUCUCCACCUGUGGCUCGCAUGUGGUGGCAGUCACCAUCUUUUAUAGCACGAUGAUCUUCAGUUACUUAAGACCAAGUAAAUCCUACUCCUUGGGGAAGGAUCAGGUGGCUUCUGUGUUUUACACUAUUGUGACCCCCAUGCUGAAUCCCCUCAUUUAUAGUCUUCGCAACAAAGAAGUGAAAAAUGCUGUCCUUAGACUCCUGCAGAAGAGGGAAGUUUCCAGGCACUUGAAAUAG